UGUUGCUGCAGAAUUAAUUCUGUUAGCCAUGUUGGAAUAAUGACUUAAUUCAAAGAAUAGUGGCAUGAAAUAGACGGUUGAAGUUUAAAGAAAGACUUAUUUAAUAAAAGUGUUUUCCUCGAGUGUUUUUUUGUUUUUACUUUUUUUUUGCUGAACUGUUUUGUUGCUAAAGUUGCUGCUUCAGAAGCUCAGUAAAUGAGGUGUAACUGCCGACGACACUCAGUGGAAAUUUGAAGAUUAAUGGAGGAUUUAAAUUGGGACCCAAAGGGACAGAGUGGACCCGGGUCCAGUCCCAGGAAUACUGGGCCUGAAGCCGGAAUGAUUCUGGGAGGUGACCGGAAACUGGAGAGCCCUGAAGAUGUCCAGUCGGACACCUGGAGCUGUGUUGACUUCACCUGGAUCACUGAGUUCUUGAACAGCAAUGUGGGAAAGUAUCUGAGUGACCACCCCUUCAUCACACUGGUGCUGCUUGUAUUUAGUUUAACAGCCUCGGUACCUAUUGGGUUAUUCCUAGCAUUUUCUGCUGUUACAUUCAUCACUGUUACCACAUAUUGCAUCCUUGUUGAAGUUUUUCUGCUGAUUAUCGGAGGAGUCAUCUUGCUCUGUGUUCUCUGCUGUCUUGCCGUGGUGGCCUUUUGGAUCUCCUGUGUGAUAAGCGUCCUGUACGUUAUUAGCUCACAUGUCCUCAAUUACUCCAACAUUCCCAGAACAGCAGAAAGGACAAUCUCUGCAGGAGACAAGAAACAGAACACAGGAGCACAGAAAAAAACUUGAAUGACUGAGGGGAAUACAGCCCAUGCAUGUUUGUUGGCCACUGAGAAUGCAUAAAGCAACAUGCCUCGUUGUUUUAUUCCUUACAUAUAGGAUAUUUAAAAACAGUAUAUAUAAUCAUGCACCUGAGGGGUAAACUGUGCUGUGCCUCUACAGGGGUUCAAAUCCCAACUCUGAUCUGCGUGCAGAGUUUGUAUGGUUUCCAUGUGGUUCUUUGUUGGCCUCCCCAGUCCAAAGACAUGCGUUGUACGCUUAUUGGCAACUCUACAUUGUCUGUAAUGUGUGAAUGUGAUUUUGCCCUGUCCUUUCCUCUGGGAUAGGCUCAAGGCUCCCCUAAUACUGUAAGAGUUUCAUAAAUUGGAUGGUUGAAUAUUCUAUAAUAUUUCAGUUACAUGUUCAUUUGUUACAAUUGGCAAAUGUAGCCUAUUAUUCCAGGUCAGAAAUGUACUAUACCAGUGUCAACUGAGCCCCCAGAACUACAACUGGUAUUCUGUCAUUCAUUUUGUGCCACUUGUACAAACAGUGGCGCUUAUACUUUUAUAGUUCAGCAGUUAUUUGUGGAUUACUAACUUCUAGGAGGGUUUUUUCCUUUUAGAUGUUUACUGCAUGCUGUGCUUUGCAUACAUUUUGUGUAUGUAUGUAUGUAUGUAUGUGUGUUGCACCUACAUUUGACUCAUGAAUAUGUAUUUGUGUGUUUUGAUUAAAUAGCUCAAAGCC
This is a messenger RNA of Tachysurus fulvidraco (yellow catfish), 1488 nucleotides long. Its product is annotated as lipid droplet assembly factor 1-A. The transcript is spliced from 6 exons. NCBI's taxonomy places the organism in Eukaryota, Metazoa, Chordata, Actinopteri, Siluriformes, Bagridae. The record is from RefSeq and is a predicted model, not a curated record. The coding region runs from base 241 to 774 and encodes 177 amino acids.